Molecule: messenger RNA, 2873 nt
Organism: Labeo rohita (rohu)
Lineage: Eukaryota; Metazoa; Chordata; Actinopteri; Cypriniformes; Cyprinidae
Gene: ap5z1
Product: adaptor related protein complex 5 subunit zeta 1
Exons: 18
Coding region: 97-2577 (826 amino acids)
Cellular component (GO): AP-5 adaptor complex
Source: RefSeq, a predicted model, not a curated record
GUCAUGUGAUUUGUUGUCAGGACAUCAUAGCUGACGGAGCUAAUGUUUUGAUUCUUCUUCUUGUAUGUUUUGACAUGAUAUUAUAUUAUUUUCAGAAUGUAUGCUGCCGCGACGGAAAGUUUAAUAAAGCAGGCAAGAGAAAUAAAGGAGGAAGAGCUGCAGAGGUUUUGCGGACGCAUAUUUAAGCUCCUCCACGCCAAAGACGUUAGUGGAGACACGGUGGACUCCCUCCAGAGACUCAACCUGAUCGUUUCUGCCACUAAAUAUGCAAGAGAGCUCCCGUCAGAUCUGGUGAUGAAGCUGCAGACGGUUCUUCGUUCUUCAUCAUGUCCCGAGCAGCUUCAGGUUCUGUCCUCCUCCAUCAUACGGGAGAGCUUUCCUCCCAGCGUGCACAGCCUCUGCUCUGAUCUCAGUCAGGACAGCAGGACCCUCAGCUAUGUGGCCAGUGUUGUUCUGGCUCAGGCUGGGAAUAAAGAAGAUGUGAUGCCCCUUUGCCACCAUUUGCUGAAAACUCUCGAGUCUCGGCUGUCAGACGGGCAGAUAUCCAGACAUGCACUUCCCAUUCUAUCAAAAAUGAUUACUGUUUAUCCAGAGAUUCUCACAGAUGAUCAGGUGAAUCUGGUCAGUCGUAAGUUGGUGGAUUGGUUGCGUUAUGCCAGUAUGCAGCAGGGGGCCUCCAUGUCUUCUGGGGGAUUUUUUAGUGGACCGAGAACACGUCAGCCUGCUCCACUGACGGAGGUGGAUGGGGUGGUAACGGGCGACUUCUUCACUGUGCUGUGUGUGGGUCAGAGCUACACUGAGGACCAGUGGAUGAAUAUGUACACUUUCUCUAUGAUCAAAAAUUGGCUGCUCACUUAUGACACAGACGGGACUACAAACACAGAAUCAGCUCUACUAAAAAAAGUACAGAUCAUUCAGUCACAGCACCAAGAUGAUCGCUCAGAGGUGGACAGUUCAGUGAUGUCUAUGGUGUCGGCCACAUCCUCUUCCAGCAGACUCCUUCCUCCCAAAGAGAGACUCAGAGAGAAGGCUUUUGAGUACUGCCAGCGUCUCAUUGAACAAAGUGACCGGAAAGCCGUAAAGAAGACAGAUACAGAGCUACAGAAAGCAUGUAUUGUUGAGUCUGUGUCAAUAAUGGACAUCAUCUGUGGUGAGGACCCCUCUUACGUGUACCGUGCCUUCCCCUGCAUCAAAGCCCUGUAUGGCAGACUGACUGGAGACCUCGCCUAUGCUCGAGCCCUGCUGCCUAUCGCUCAGUUCUACCUCAACCACAGCGAGACAGCUGCGGUAGACUCAGAGGCUGUGUUCUGCCAACUCUUCAGCCACUGUCCCGCCGAGCAGUUCAACGAACCCAUGCUCGCCUUCGAGUUUGUCCAGUUCUGUCUUCUCAAUGCUAGCGUGCUACAGGACAGAGUGACCAACUACAGACAGAGCUUCCCAAACAUCCUGAAGUUCUUGGCGUGGAACAGCUCAGGAUUGAUUGCAGAGUAUGUGGAGCUGCUCCCAUCACUGAUAGCUCCAGAUACAGCCAUUGAGUUACUGCACACAAUCCUUGAUCUGCCCUGCUUAGCAGCAGCCCUGGACCUCCAACAGAGAUCAGCAUGCUAUCAGGCUUCGGACCGUACCACGUGGGACCAGCAGGGGGCGAAGGUGGCUGUUUGUCUGGAUGCUUUCCGCCAGCCGUCCUAUAGGGGGCUCUUCCUCUACAUCCUCAGACCUGAGGCUGGAACAGGAGACACAAUAGACAGGCUAAAAAUGCUUCAUGAGAUUCUGGCUGACAUGGCAGAGAGUCCACGGGUCGUUCGGUGCGCUCAGGUCGUUCCUGUGCUUCUGCAUGUGUACUUUAAUACAGUAACUCAGAAAGCUGAUGAGAAAAUGAUGAACCAGCUGUUGCUAGUGCUGCUGGAGAGAAGUAGUCUACUCUACAACAUCAAGACAUUUAAUGCUGAGGUCCAAAAGGUGUUCAGCACCCACCUGCAGGCCCUGUGCAAACUCCACCCACCAUUGAUUGUGGAUCAGUACAGGGAGAUCCUGGAAUUCACGAGCUCCCCUGCCAACAUUUACAGUAAAGAAGACUUCUACACGCAUAUGGUGUGGGUCAUUGGCGAGUAUCUCUCAGUGUCUUACGAUCCUCGCUGCACGGUGGAACUGAUCACAUCUAAUUUUGAAAGUUUGGAGGCGGUGCUGUUUGAGAUCACACAGGUGCGACAAUCAGCCAGUCCUCCGAGCUUCUCCCCCCGCCUUGUUACGGUGCUUAUGACCACCCUGGCUAAACUGGCCACACGCAGUCAGGAUCUUAUUCCAAGAGUGUCGCUUUGCCUGUCUAAGAUGCGGACGUUUGCCCGAAGCGGUCCCGUAAUGGCGUGCUACAGCGAGGAGGACACUGAGGAGAUCAUCACACGAGCCCAUGAACUUAUUAACUUGCUCAAGUUACCAAAUGUGGCUCAGUUUGUUCUAGCCCCUUCAGCCGGAGGCGACGGCCCCCGCUGGCACCGAGACACCAACGCCUCACUUCCUCAGGGCAUGAGAGCAGUCAGCGGGCUCCUCCAUAGACAUUCCAGCUUCCUGCCCACGUAAGCCGAUUCUAGGAAACGGUUUUCGAAAUAUCUGUGCAGAAUACCAAGAGAGAGUUUCUGAAGGACACAAAGAGGGAGUGAAAGCGAAUGAGGAGAGACACUGGAACAAAACAGGCAAGCACUGCACUUCAUCAGGACUUUCACUUCUGCUAAUCACUUCACAAAUUUAUAUAAGGACACAAGGAAAUUAUGGUUCAUAUUCCUUGAUUUAUUGAAAUGUUUGUUAAAGACACAUUUCUUGAAAUUAAACAUUCUAUGUGUCUAGGUUUGAUGAUUAGUGUCAAAACUGUUAAAAUA